Umbelopsis ramanniana AG is the source of this 1029-nucleotide messenger RNA. RefSeq lists its product as uncharacterized. The record is from RefSeq and is a predicted model, not a curated record. Lineage: Eukaryota; Fungi; Mucoromycota; Umbelopsidomycetes; Umbelopsidales; Umbelopsidaceae. The transcript is spliced from 9 exons. Bases 137 to 976 code for a protein of 279 amino acids.
UCCGUAAUCCCGCAAAUUGUUGCAGAAUGACGCCACACAAUCGCCUCAUUGGACGGUCACGGGGUUCCUCAACAAAUCCAACCCAAUUUCCGUGACUUUGGAGUUUUCGAAAGUUCACCGGUGCUACUGCAAGAUCAUGACCGCCGUUAAGAAGGCAGCCGAUAGCUUAAGUUAUCUCAACGAUUACUCGGAUACAACAGAAGCUCUUCCGUUGGAGUUACAUCGCAAUUAUACACUCAUUCGACAGUUGGAUGAAAGCGCAGAAGAUCUUAUGUCGACCGUAGCAGAUGAAUGUAAAGUUCUUACCGACAACAAAAAACUCAGCCGAGAAGAGCGAUUGGAAAAGCUCAGGAAUGUCAGCAGUCUUUUGAAUGAGACUGUCAAGCGAGGAGAAGAAAAGUUUGCCUUGGCGAAAAGCACUUAUGAUACGAUUGAUCGUCACUGUAGUCGAUUGGACAAUGAUUUGCAAAAGUUUGAAGACGAGCAAUUGAUCGGGCCGGGUAGAACCAGCAUAACACAAGCAUCUGCUUCGGAGGAUGAUCGGGAGACAGGAGAUGAAAAACGAAAAGGGAAUGUUGAAGGUGCAAUCAUUCGGUCGUCCCUUACACCAAGAAAUGAUACAAAAAUCUCCAAGAAUUAUAAAAGCGGACGAUCAGGCAAUAAGAAGCGGGAGAAGAAGGCAAAGGCAGCUUUGGAAGAAGAUCAAGUGGGAACCAGUGGGUUUGGCUUCGGCAGUUCGGCAGAAAAUGUGCAAGUUGCGGUGGCCAUCAGUGAUAUGCCAGUAGACCCGAAUGAGCCAGUGUACUGCUUUUGCCGACAGGUAUCCUAUGGCGAAAUGGUGGCAUGUGAUAAUGACGAGUGCGAAAUUGAAUGGUUUCAUUUACCAUGUGUGAAGCUGACAUCUGUGCCACGGGGCAAAUGGUAUUGCGACAACUGUGCACCCAAAAUGCAAAGCAAGUUGAAGCGGCUGUCUUAAAGCAGAACGUAAAAGAGAGUUCACUGUCCAGGUCUGAGCGCUUUGAGCACCGU